Nomia melanderi (Alkali bee) is the source of this 1104-nucleotide messenger RNA. RefSeq names its product putative ribosome production factor 1. Gene Ontology annotation, cellular component: nucleolus; preribosome, large subunit precursor. Lineage: Eukaryota; Metazoa; Arthropoda; Insecta; Hymenoptera; Halictidae. Gene Ontology annotation, biological process: maturation of LSU-rRNA; maturation of 5.8S rRNA. Gene Ontology annotation, molecular function: rRNA primary transcript binding. The record is from RefSeq and is a predicted model, not a curated record.
UUUAAAUACCGACUGAAAUUCAAAAGGCACUAAAAUGAAAGUGAAAAAUUUAAGGGUAAAUCCUUUUAGCCGUGUACAAGAAGAAAGUGAUGAAGCAAUUCCGAGUACAUCUGGAAACACCAAAUCGUCAGAGGUUAGCUUACCAUCUGACAGCAACUUUAAUCACAUAAAAUGUAAAGCAGUACGAUAUAAAAAGUCUCAAAAGUUACUGCAAGCGAAAGCAAAGGCCAAGAAAGAGGCAAAGAAAAAAAGAAUUGAAGAAGGGGCACCAAAACAGGUACCACACACUAUUGAAAGUUUAAGGGAGAAAGAUGAAACUACGAUUAUUGGAAAUCUUGAUGAUGAGGAAAAUCAAGAACUUAAACUUGAUUUUGAGCAUGAUGAAUUUGCAUCGUAUUAUAAACAUUCAUAUGAACCCAAAGUCUUGAUUACUUAUUGUGACAAUCCAACAAGGAAAACUAGAAUCUUCGGCAGAGAAAUGACAAGGAUGAUACCGAAUUCCAUUUCUUUAUACAGGAAUAGAUCAGGAGUGAAAAAAAUGGUGAAAAGUGCUAUUGCUAGAAAUUUCACUGACAUUGUUGUUAUUAAUGAAGAUCAAUGCAAACCAAAUGGUAUGUUAGUCAUUCAUUUACCAAAUGGACCAACAGCAUACUUUAAACUCAGUAAUGUUAAAAUAACACCAGAAUUAAGACGUAGUCACAAGGAGAUUACAGAGCAUAGGCCAGAAGUUAUUUUAAAUAAUUUUACCACUCGCUUGGGUUACACAAUUGGUAGAAUGUUAGGAGCCUUAUUUCAUUAUCAACCAGAGUUUAAAGGCAGAAGGGUUGUCACAUUUCACAAUCAAAGAGAUUAUAUAUUCUUUAGGCAUCAUAGGUAUCAGUUUGAUUUACAGAAGGGAAAAGCUAAAUUAAGAGAGUUGGGACCAAGGUUUACUCUAAAACUGAAAUCUUUGCAACAUGGAACUUUUGAUAGCAAGUAUGGAGAAUAUGAAUGGCUUAUACAAGGUAGAAGACAUGAUAUGGAAACUAGUAGAAGAAAGUUCUUCUUAUGAGCUUCAUUAUUUAGUAUAAAUACAUUAAAGAAUGUGUGCUUUAUUAUAUUAAA